Molecule: messenger RNA, 1733 nt
Organism: Aedes albopictus (Asian tiger mosquito)
Lineage: Eukaryota; Metazoa; Arthropoda; Insecta; Diptera; Culicidae
Product: craniofacial development protein 2-like
Exons: 2
Coding region: 1049-1546 (165 amino acids)
Source: RefSeq, a predicted model, not a curated record
AGUCAAUAAGCGUACAGACACUGACAACCUCAGCAGUACGUACGCCGGCAUCCUACACACAUUACGAAACAAUAGUAGAGCCGAGCAGCAAACACACGCUUCUACAGAACAAGUGUGAAAGUGGCGCGAAGCAGACUGCACCUCUUUUCUGCGAGCCGGAUCGAUUUCUGAAAAAUCAGCCCAUCCAGCCCACGGCCAGAACAAAGUGGGUGAAGUGAGUAUCGGAAUCGGUAAAAAUACCUCCUGCGAAGCGAGUGCUCCUGUUAAUGCCAGUUUUCUUGUUCUGUAGUUGUCGGAGCAUAAACCGUUGACAAAGGUGCCUAUGCUGCAGGCCCUUAACGAUAAAACGGAACAUUGUUAAUCCCAAGAAGAAGGCACAAUAAAUGUGUCCGAAACGUCGGAUGAAAGCAUAAGAAUCCGUUUUUAAUUAAAAGAGACUGGAAGCCAUUACCCCGAAUCAACUAUCACAGUCGUAUCUCUAAGAACAUACUGUUAUCUGACAAUAAACACUAUGUUUCAUGUCUAUUAUUGUAUCCUCAGUAGCAUGACAUGCAUCUUGUUGCGUGACCAACUACUUAGUAUCUACAAUCUAUGGAAAUAACAUGUACAACAUGAGCGACAACGCUCAUAACGGAUUUUAGUUUAGUAUUACCACUCCACAUUCGGUGAUAAUUUAUCAAAUUUGACACCUUCACACUGGUUUGGAUCGUCAAACCUAGUUGCAUUAGAUCGGUCAUUCACCACAUAUGUUAGUGUUAUCAAUAAGAUCUAUUUUUAAGAUUUCUUUUUGAUGCAUAUAUAGGAACCAUGCACUGACAUUCAUUAUUUGGCGCAGCUAGGGGGUUUCAUGAAUAAAUGGCUUCAUGUAGAUCCUAUUUGACACCCACAACCAAUUAGAUAGCUAACCGAUGCUGCCGAAUUGCAAGACAAAGAGAACUUUUACAGCCAAUUGAAUGUUGUCGUGGACAAGAUUCCGAAAGGUAAUAUCAAUAUCCUCACGGGCGACUUCAAUGCGAAGGUUGGUUCCGAUAACUCGAUCUAGUACAUCAUGGGACACCAUGAUCUCGGAGAAAUGAGCGAAAACGGAGGGCUGUUUACAGAGUUUUGUGGCAACAAUGAUAUGGUAAUUGGGGGAUCGCUCUUUCCUCAUCGAUCAGUGCACAAAGUGACAUCGUUUUCCCGUGAUGGCGGCACGGAAAAUCAAAUCGACCACAUCUGCAUCAGCUGGAAAUGGAGACGGAGCCUUCUUGAUGUGCGGAACAAACGAAGCGCCGACAUUGCGUCCGACCAUCAUCUCCUAAUCGGCGAGAUCCGACUGCGCAUUGCCAGGAUCCAACGACAGGAGGAGAAAAUCGGGCGCCGGUUCCACACACGCCGACUGGAAGACGUUGCGGUGAAAAGGUCCUUCGUCGAGGAGCUAGAGAACCGUGCUACGAAUAUUCCAGAAGGUGGAAGCAUAGAAGAUCAAUGGAGCACCAUCAAGAACGCCUUCAUCGCCACCGGCGAGAAAAAUUUGGGUGUGCUACGCACCCGAAGAAAGCAGUGAAUCACAGAUAAUUCCUGGAUGAAGAAAGAGGAGCGAAGAACGCCAAAACCGCGAUAGAGCGAGUGAAUACACGAGGUGCCAAAACCGUAUCCCGUCAGCGCUAUUCACGAGAAGUAAGUGAAACACUCAUGUAGACAGGAUAAAAGAUCAUGGGCGGACUCCCUAGCCACAAGGCGAGAAAGCCGCA